GCGAAUUAUUAUACAUUCUAAAUGUCCCGUGACUUUAUAAAAAACCGAUGUCCCGUAACUUGUCCCAAAGUUAGGGAACAGCUCCGUAUCGCAAUCAAAGAAUUGCCUAAUGUGACGGACGGGAUUUUUCCGCGGAAGAAGAACGAUGUGGAACCGCGACUUCCGUCGGAUAUUAUUUCGAGAGUUAUACGAAACGAAUCGGAACGUGUAAUCGAGACAGCACAUGUACCCAUCAAUGAUGUACGAUCUGAAGAGUUAAAGGACAUCGAAGCGAAAGCAAUGGUUUUCCCGGAGUUUCCGAUUGUUAAAGAACCAACUGUCAUCCCAACAGAAAAGAUAGUCAAUGAUGAAGAAAAAAUUGAUUUGGAAAAAGAGAAAUUAAAAAAAGAACUCACACUUAUCCCAGAAGAAUCUGUUAUUCCAAUAAAAAAAAUAAUAGAUCGCAAUGAGGAGAAAAUUGAUCUUGUUGAAGAAAAGAAAUUAAUAGAAGAACCCGCAAUUAUUCCAGAAAAACCUGUCACUCCAAUAAAAAAAGUAAUAGAUCACGAUGAAGAAAAAAAUAAAAUUGUUGAAGAAGAAUUAGUUCAAAAAUUCACAAUCAUUCUGGAAGAAACUGUCACUCUAAUAAAAGCAGAAAUAGAUCACAAUGAAGAGAAAAUUGAUGUUGAAGAAAAGAAAUUAAUCGAAGAACCUGCAAUUAUUCCAGAAAAACCUGUCACUCCAAUAAAAAAAGUAAUAAAUCACGAUGAAGAGAAAAUUGAUUUUGUUGAAGAAAUUGUCCAGAAAGAAAUUGUCAUUCCGACAGAAAAAGAAAAAAUAGACCAAGAACCUGUGAUCGUCCAGAAGGAAAUCACUGUCAGUCCGAUAGAAAGAACAGCAGAUCGCAAUGAUGAAAAAAUUGAUUUCGUUGAAAAGAAAAGAAUUGCAGAAGAACCUAUAAAGAAAGUUCCGAUUGAGAAACCUGAGAUUAUAAAAAACGAAAUUAAACAGACGCCAGGACCAAAAAUUGAAUUGGAACCGUCGCAGGAAUUAGAAGAGCACUUUGUGCCAGAGGAACCCAUGGAAUAUGACGAAGAGGAAGAAGACAAAACUGACUAUGAGCAAUAUAUCGACGAGGAAUUGCAGGAAAUUCUACCCGCCGUAAUAGCGAGGGAAAUUCCAGAGGAGCCGAGGGCGGUGCGUACUGAAAUUUCCAGGAAUGCGGCCACCUUGUACGAGAAAAUCGAUCGCGAAAGACCUGUCAGACCACCGAGGGAGCGAGAAGCAGUGACCGCAAUGCCUGAAGAACGACCGGUUAGAGAAGAAGUAGCUGUGAAACGAGCUCCCGAGAACUCGAGGCUGGCAGAACAGAUCGUCUCGCGUAAACCUGCAGAAGAUGCUUGCGAGGAGACAUGUCCUCUAGUAAAAGAGCAGAAAGAACGUAUUAUGCGCAAAUUGAAGAUGCGGCAGCAAGUUAUAGAUCAUUAUUAUCUGACGAAAGGUUUCAGCUACUUCGAGGACGUAUGCACAUGUUCUCUAGCUUGUAUGGUGUGUACUUUGAGCAGGGAUCCGUUUGUGAAGAGUAUAUUCGCAUCUUUCGCAUUGUUUGCAAUCGGAUUGAAGCUGUGUUCCGAGCUAGAUGCAUGGGAGAUGCCGAAUCACGUUUCAUAAGACCAAAAUAUCGAUAAUGGCCAACACGUAAUCUUCACCUAAGCCUCUUAUAGAAUCGCGACAAUUUGCAUUUAGAUUAACGAGACCCCAUUAACCGAAUGUGUACAAUAACUCGUUUAUUCAAUAUACAGCUAUAUACAGUUUG
This is a messenger RNA of Trachymyrmex septentrionalis, 1795 nucleotides long. Its product is annotated as zonadhesin-like. Bases 22 to 1650 code for a protein of 542 amino acids. The record is from RefSeq and is a predicted model, not a curated record. The transcript is spliced from 4 exons. NCBI's taxonomy places the organism in Eukaryota, Metazoa, Arthropoda, Insecta, Hymenoptera, Formicidae.